GCGCAUAUAUUUCCUGCCAUUUCAAUGUGUAUAAAGUGAAACAUAAAAGAAAGAACGCACUCGCGCUUUAUUUACUGUGUUUUACAUGGUCCAAUCGAGUUGUAUGGUGUUCCGUUUACUACUCUCUAUUUAUAUUUUGUAUAUAAAUAUCAGCUGAUUAUUAAAGAUAAACAACAAUGCCAAAUUUUACUCUAGAGCAUUCGCCCAAUGCGGCUUUAAAUAAAUCAGUAUUAAACAAAUACCUUGACUUACCAAUUCCUGAUGGAAAGGUUAUGGCCACGUAUAUCUGGAUCGAUGGGACCGGCGAACAUGUCAGAGCAAAGACUAGGACAUUAGACUUUAUACCAAAUAAGCCAGAAGAGCUCCCAGUGUGGAACUACGAUGGUAGCUCAACAUAUCAAGCAGAAGGGUCAAAUUCUGAUACUUAUUUGCACCCUGUUGCCAUUUAUAAUGACCCUUUUAACAGAGGAUUAAAUAAGUUGGUUCUUUGUGAUACCUACAAAUACAAUAAGAAACCCACUGAUACAAAUAAGAGACAAUCUUGCCUACAAGCCAUGACAGCAGCAAAAGCAUCUGAACCUUGGUUCGGAAUUGAGCAAGAAUACACCCUUCUGGACAUGGAUCUGCGGCCUCUGGGUUGGCCCAAGAACGGUUUUCCAGGUCCUCAGGGUCCCUACUAUUGUGGUGUUGGAGCGGAUAAGGUUUACGCUAGGGAUAUCGUGGAAGCUCAUUAUAGAGCUUGCCUAUAUGCUGGAAUUAACAUUAGUGGAAGCAAUGCUGAAGUUAUGCCUGCGCAGUGGGAAUACCAGGUAGGACCCUGUGAAGGUAUUUCAAUAGGAGACCAACUCUGGGUAUCUAGGUACAUUCUCCACCGGGUAGCAGAAGAUUUUGGCGUUAUCGUAACAUUUGAUCCUAAACCCAUGGAAGGAGACUGGAAUGGAGCUGGUGCUCACACCAACUUCUCAACCAAAGCUAUGAGAGAAGACGGAGGCAUUUUGGAAAUUGAAAAAGCCAUUGACAAGCUGAGCAGAAAUCACCUUAGACAUAUCCAGGCCUACGAUCCGAAAGGAGGAAAGGACAACGAAAGGAGACUUACAGGAAGACAUGAAACUUCUUCUAUUCACGAUUUCAGUGCAGGCGUUGCUAACCGCGGUGCAAGUAUUAGGAUUCCCAGAGGUUGCGCUGAAGACAAGAAAGGAUAUUUGGAGGACAGAAGACCAUCGUCCAACUGCGAUCCUUACGCUGUUACUGAAGCUAUCGUGAGGACGACAAUCCUUGACGAAUAAAUUAUGAUCGUAAAUCAAUGAGAGUGGUUUGAAGUCGUAAUUAUUAAUCAAAGAAAAAUUGCUUAUUUUAAAAUAACGGAAAAUGCAUUUCUACAAAGUAAUAUACUUUUUUUUAAACAUAAAUACGACGUAAAACCUAUAAUGUUACCACUAAGAAUCGUUCCAUAUUGAAUAUACUCUAAGUUGCGUUUUUAACGAUAAUAUUAAGAUAAUAAAAUAUAUUCACAAUUUUGUUGGUGAUAUGUAUGCUAGAAAUAAGUUUUGUUAUGAAUAAAACUUUUAGAUGUUUAAACAAAUUAGAGUUAAAACAAAUUGCAUGUUUUAAACGAUAUUAAAUGUUAUUUAUCUUGCAUGUAUAGUUUUAAUGAAAAAAUAUCAAAUUUCAUGUAGGUGUUUAAAAUAAUUAACAAAAAUUGUAUAAGUACAUUCGUUUUUGUAUCCAAAAAUAUUUUCAUUCAAUGAGCCGAAACAUAUAUGAAACAAUGAUAUUUAAUACAUAUUAUAUUUUUGCACAAGUUUUAUUUGUACACAGAUAAAUAAAUUUAUUAUUAUUUGUUAAA
Anthonomus grandis grandis is the source of this 1846-nucleotide messenger RNA. It is a transcript of the gene Gs2, whose product is annotated as glutamine synthetase 2 cytoplasmic. Bases 177 to 1286 code for a protein of 369 amino acids. The record is from RefSeq and is a predicted model, not a curated record. The transcript has 7 exons. Gene Ontology annotation, cellular component: cytoplasm. NCBI's taxonomy places the organism in Eukaryota, Metazoa, Arthropoda, Insecta, Coleoptera, Curculionidae. Gene Ontology annotation, molecular function: glutamine synthetase activity.